AUGGUAGCAGAACAGUCUGCAACUACAGAUCCAUGGUACGGUGAAUUCGAGUCUCGUGGCUCUCAGCGACAGUACUGGAUUGAGAACGCACCGUCCAAGUCAGAGCAAAAAUGCCCUAUUGAGCCAUCUACAUUUCAGGUGGAGGACCUCGAUGACGGAUUCGAAGACACCUGGGGUGAUGCACAGUAUUUUCCAGCCGAGAGUAGAUCGGUAACGGAAGAAGUCAUGGGAAUCAAGGCCCCUCCAACCGAGACAUGGAAACGAUUCGAGCGACUGAAGGUUGACCCGGUUGCAAAGCCAGUGCGAGAUUCGAAACUAUGGCACCUCCACUGCUGGGAAGGGAACAUCGCGCCGGGCAUCAUCUUUAUCGAAAACAUGUUUCGACGACCUGGUGCGGGGCCUGAAGCUGGACCCCAAGCAUCGCAGAUGGCGCAGGCCGCUUAUCAGUCGGCAUUUCCCAUCGACACCUUGAAACACAUCAUUUUCUGUGACGUGAUCCACAAGGAGACUAAAAGAUUUGUUAAACGUCACCUUUAUGAUGAUUGCCUUUAUGAGGACACGGGAAUUGAGUGGCCAAGCGACCAACUGGUUGCAUGGGAAUACAACACCCCAGAAUACAAAGGAAUCCUUGGGACCAAGAUUGGUGCUGUGGCGUCAUGGAUCUUGUUGGGAGCCUUUAAGCGGGGCACUCGCCGGAUUUCGCAAAUCUGCACCGUUGCACACUACGGUCGCUGUAUGCUAAUGCGAUUUGAUAUUGAGACCAUUGAGGCUGCUGUGCCUGCAAAUGGCGUUCAUCUGAUGCCCGUGAGUGAGAAGACUGACAAUAAGAGGAAGCGUGAAGGCAAUGAGGAUCUCAAGUCCAUAAAACACCAGAAGGUCUGA
Penicillium pulvis is the source of this 882-nucleotide messenger RNA. RefSeq lists its product as uncharacterized. NCBI's taxonomy places the organism in Eukaryota, Fungi, Ascomycota, Eurotiomycetes, Eurotiales, Aspergillaceae. The record is from RefSeq and is a predicted model, not a curated record. The coding region runs from base 1 to 882 and encodes 293 amino acids. The transcript has a single exon.